AUGUGGGGGUUCUCGCCCGCCUACGACGUGUGCAGCGGACUUCCCGAGUGGGAGAAGAGCGACAAAUCCAGCGCAGCAGGCAGCUCAAGUGCGGAUGCCAACGAGGAGAAAGCGUCUGCGGAGCCGAUCAACAUUUUGCUGGCUGGGCCCGGGGAUGUGCGCCACGUGCUGGCGACUAUUGCGCGCCGCCGUCGAUGGGACCCAGCGCUGACCCAUCGACCCGUGCACAUUUACCUGUUCGAGAAAGCCAUCGAGACGCUCUCACGGGACUUACUGCUGCUUCAAGUUGCACUUGACAAGAGUCUCCCUUUGCGCCAACGCUGCAACACCUUUCUGGAGAUUUUCGGCAAUGCUCGAGUGCAGGAGAGGACGAGUGCCUACAUCGAAGAGCAGGCAAAGCUGCUGAUGGACUUUGUCUACAACGAUCGAGGUCCGUUUGCGGGUCUUGUUGAUCUCUCGCACCUGAAGAUGCGAACUCACGACGACCUCAUCGACACGUUCCGAAGCUGGUUUCAAAGUGUCAAGUUUGAUGUCGACACACUUCGAGAUCAUCGUCUCCGUCACUACUACGAAGUUCGAUACGACUACCGAGACAACCUGAUCGACUGGGACUACACCAUGAAUCUCAAGAAGAUCGAAAAUGCCAGCGUGAUUCACAUUCGCCAGUAUCGCGACUGGAGGAACUCGGGCGUGGCGUUUGAAUUCGGUGACCAAACGUACACGGUGCCAAACCGCACGAUGGCAGCGUAUACGGAGGCAAAGAAGAAACGCCACGGGUCCGUGUUGUGCCGAGGCAUGUGGACUGACAUUAUCGUGAGUCCCUAUAUAUCGUUCGGUGUCCACUGUGAGAAGCCAAACAAGUUUGCAGAGCAGCUCUUCGAGAUUCACAACAUGGGGACGGGCGUUGAGCAGAACCGCCAUAACACGGUGGAAGUUGCAGUGUACAACGUGCUCUCGUAUCUGUACGAGAUCGAGACGGGGGAAACGUACAAAAUGGAAAAGAUCAUUCCGCUGACAGGAAACAUGGAGGAUUUAUUAUCGAAAAAGCGCUACACGAACCUAUUCGACUACGCUUUUAUUUCAUCACAGCAGUGCCACACACUUCAGCCCUCUGACGACGUGGAGGAACAUGCGAAAGCGACUUUCACGAACAUUUUGAAGUGCGGUGCAGCUGUCGACGUCGAGUCGUCUGUGUUCAUGCUGCCCCUGAAAGAAGAGCAACGUGCUCUCUACGUGGCGAAGUUGCAGGAGUGGAUGGCGCGCCAUACACUAAAGCCCACCUACCGCUUCAGCAGCAGGAGCGAACCCUCCUGCCAAGACAUGACCGAGAUCAAGAACGCAGUGCUGCGUUUUAGCUACACUGGGAAAACAGUCUGA
This is a messenger RNA of Phytophthora sojae, 1377 nucleotides long. RefSeq lists its product as hypothetical. NCBI's taxonomy places the organism in Eukaryota, Oomycota, Peronosporomycetes, Peronosporales, Peronosporaceae. The transcript is spliced from 8 exons. Gene Ontology annotation, biological process: axonemal dynein complex assembly; motile cilium assembly. The record is from RefSeq and is a predicted model, not a curated record. The coding region runs from base 1 to 1377 and encodes 458 amino acids.